UCGGACCCUUUCUCGGUAUCGCUUCUCGGCCUUUUGGCUAAGAGACAGUGAUCGAUUCUCGGUUGGGCGGAGCCUUCAGUCUUGUUUGUGGCUUUAGGCGUUUCUAACUGGGAAUACAUUUCGGACGGAGCAAUUUCGUUUGGAAAAAACAAAACAAAAAAGUCCCCCAAAACAUUUCCUUUCAGACCUGGAGAGGGCGGCUUUUUACUUCUUGUGGGGGUCCAAGUGGGAACGUUUGAAGAGGGAGGUCGUCAAGAAAAGACCAGAAAAUGGUGGAAAAGGCCUCCCAGACCCCCACCUGUUUUUAGCCAGCCGCUUCACCGCCCUGCAUAUUGGUUAUGCGGUGACCCCAUCCAGAGAAAAUAAGACUGCAGCCAUGGCCCGCUUCUGGAUGGGGUCUUACCUGAGAGUUUUAAAAAUUUUACCAAUUGAUUUGACAACCCCAGUGGCUUUUAAUCUUCCAAAAGAAUAUGAUUUUAUCAAGAAGUUUUUAAAGAAAAAGAGUUUAGAGACUCAGGAUGCCACCAUUUUAACCAACCACAAAUCUCUUGUCUCUCUUGUGCAGGACCGGGAACCAGUGAGUCCAGUUCCAGGCCUCACACUAGGUGAGGCCAAAGAAGUUUGGAGGAAUGCUGCCCACCCCGCUCUCCAGAACAGGCACAAGGACCUGGCGUGGAUGGUAGCUCAUGAGAUCCUCCCGGUCAGGGCGGUUAUGCACUCCAGAGGCAUGGCCAAAAAUGCAAUCUGCCCCCGGUCCGGGUGUAAAAACCCGGAGACCGUAAGACACCUGCUCUGGGAGUGCGGCGCUGCGCGGGACCUGUGGGCCACGACCGGCCCCCUGUAUUUCCCGUGCCUGCCAGUGGGUGGGGUCCAGGUGGAUUACAAGCUCGCCAUCCUUGGGGUGGGCCGGGGCUCGAAGGACUGUCCAGCACAACAAUUUACCUCGCUCUGGCUCACCUUCAAUGCAAUCAAGGAUGCCAUCUGGACCACCAGAAACCUGCUGGUGGGGAAACACGUUACGGUCCCCCUCCACGCGAGCGAGCGAAUUGUAACAUCAACGCUGCAGGGGUACCGGGCGCUGUUAUUCGGACGGGGGGCCGGGGUCACACGGAAGAGGCCCCGGACGCCACCGUACUUGGCCGCCCGUAGAUGCACCCUUACCACCAGUGGCUACGGGAACAGCGGGCCAGCGGGCCGGAGGAGAGGGGAUCUCCUCUGGGCCCCUGAAGCGGUAGCCCAGGUGCCUGUUCUGGAGACUAGGGUGAUGGCCCACUUGAUAAGGACUCACUCGCGGUCCUGAACAACAGGACUUUUUUAGCAUUUUGGUGGCUUAUACCCUCUUUAUUUUUAUUUUACA
Messenger RNA from Myxocyprinus asiaticus (Chinese sucker), 1357 nucleotides. RefSeq lists its product as uncharacterized. The transcript is spliced from 2 exons. The record is from RefSeq and is a predicted model, not a curated record. Lineage: Eukaryota; Metazoa; Chordata; Actinopteri; Cypriniformes; Catostomidae. Bases 377 to 1300 code for a protein of 307 amino acids.